UAUUUGCGUGAUUGUCUUUGUGCGUCAGCCCUGUGAAUGACUGGUGACCAUUCCAGAAUGUACCUGGCCUCUCGCCUGUUGUCAACUGGGAUAGGCUCCAGCCCCCCCUGACCCUGCAUAGAUAAAGUGAUAUAGAAAAUGGAUUAUGGAUGAAUGGUUACAAGAACACACAACUAUCUUUUUCCUGUCAGCAAUGAUUCUUCUUUUGUUCAAACACCAUGUGUCCUACACAUGGGUGCACUUACUUCUAAAGAAACUAUAGUGUGCAGCCUAACUUUUUUGAAGAAACUUUACCCUUUAAAUUAGCCAAGUUGCUUAAGUUUUCUCUUGACAAAUUACAUUUGCAUCUGAUCAAAAGUAAGAUGCAAAGUUCAAUUCAGCAUUUUUCAAUCUUCUACAAUAAUCUGAUAAGUCAGUGUCCAACAAUCCAUUUUGGGUCUUUGUUGUUGAAAAUUUGUGGUGAUGAUAUCAGCGAAUGAAGGAUUAUGAAAACAUGAGGAUUACGAGUUACAUUGUGGUUCUUGACUCAACAACCAAGACAGUCAAUGUAGGGGGAAACAUGUGUUCACUGUUUCCAAAAUAGCACCUUCAGUGUCACUUCUUGUUAGCCAAUCAAAUGAUGUCCUCUCUCUAAGAGUAAAGAAAGUAUAGAAGGUCUCUACACUCAUCAAGACUUUUUAAUCACGAUGACAUCUCCGAGGUUUGCUUUAUACCUGACUUGUCUGUGCUUGUGGAGAAUGGGUAAGUUUGGUCUUUUGUCAGUUUUAUUUGUAUCUUCACCCAAAUGACUGUAGACAUCAUUGAAUUUUAUGUUGAUCUUCUUUGGUCUCUUUUCUUUUCAGCUCUGGCAAUUACGUCUCUGCAUCAGGAGAGUGGUUUUGUAUCUGUUAAUGUUGGAAACAGUGUGACAUUACGAUGUUUCUAUGAAGAUGAAGUUGGAGCAACAUUUUAUUGGUAUAAACAAAUACUGGGACAGAAUCCAAGGCUGGUCUCUAGCUUCUAUAAACAUAACAAAAAAGGCACUUUUACUGAUGAAUUCAUGAACAACCAGCGCUUCACACUGGAUACUGAAAAUGGUAAAAAUCACUUGACAAUCUCAGAUUUGCGCAUUUCAGACUCAGCUACUUAUUACUGCGCAAGCUGCUAUGCAUACAACAUUAAUUUUGCAGAAGGAAUUACUGUCAGUGUGAAGGGUUCAGGUUUGGACAUCCCAGUUUUGGUCCAUCAGUCAGCAUCUGAGACCAUCCAGCCAGGAGGCUCUGUGACUCUGAACUGUACAGUACACACUGGGACCUGUGAGGGAGAACACAGUGUUUACUGGUUCAAAAGGUCUGAAGAUUCUCCUCAAGCACUCAUUUACACCCAUGGAGGCAGGAAUGAUCAGUGUGAGAGGAGACCCGACACACAAACACACUCCUGUGUCUACAACUUGCCGAUGAACAGCCUGAAUAUUUCUCAUGUUGGGACCUACUACUGUGCUGUUGCCACAUGUGGACACAUACUGUUUGGAAAUGGGACCAAGCUGGACAUUGAGAAUGAGGUGAACCCUCCUGACAGCCGUCUGUACUUCUUGAGUGGUGCUUUGGUAUUCUGCACCAUCCUGGUUGUUUUCCUGACUUUCUCAGUGUACAACCUGAACAAGAGAAACAGAUGCCAAUGCACAGCAGAGUCUCAAAGAGCUUCAGCUUCUACCACAACAAAUGGAGAGGGUUACCAAGAUGCAGACAAUCUCCAUUAUGCUGCUUUAAGGGAGUACAGAGUCAGCAGGUCAAGAAGACAGAGAGACAACACUGAAACUGUAUGUGUGUACUCCAGUGUCAGGCAGUAGAGCUGGACACGCUUCAUCUGUACUUUGUUUAUGUCUAAGGUCUAAUUUUGUUAACACCUAUUAAAGUGAAUGCCAUUAGAUUUUCUUAAAAUAAAAUAGUAACAGUGCGUACUGUAUAAUAAAUGUAAAUCCUUGUAUCCAACCAUUUGAACAAGCUUAUGCAGCAACUCUAUGUAUGAUGUGCUGGUGAAGCUGUCAGAUUUCCAUUUUCACAGUCCCUGCUGUAUUGAUCUGUCAGUGCUGAAUGGCUGAAAACAAAACAAAAGCUUCCAGGUUCCAGGUUUGAAUCUGGGACCUUCUGUGCCUGCGUGGGUUUUCUCCGGGUAUUCCAGUUUCCUCCCACAGUCCCAAAAGCAUGCACAUUUGGCUAACUGGCUACUCUACAUUGCUCCUGUGUGUGAGCGUGUGCGGCUGUCUGUCUUUGUGUGUCAGCAGGGUGUGUUCCCCUUGUUGCUCAUAUUCAGCUGGGAUAGACUCCAGUCCCCCCGUGACCCUUAUGGAUAAGCAGUAUAGAGAAUGGAUGGAUGAAUGUUUUUGCAGAUGUUGCUUUAAGAUGUAAAAAGCUCUUUGACAGUUUCUCUCUUUGCCUGCAGUGAAAAGAUCAAACCUCUGUAUGCUUUACUAAGGGCAGAAGCAGAAUGAGUUCUUAUUGUAAUUUUGUUGUCUGCAAUAACCACUAGGCUUUAUAAUGAUUAUAAUGAUAAUGAUUUGUUUUUUUCAAUGAAAUCUGUACACUGAAAGGGCCAGAUGCACUGGUGUGUGUGAAGGACCCUAAGGGAAAUACAUUUUAACCUGUUUUCUUAAUGACAGUGCAAAAGAAGUAACCGUUGACUCCAGAUAUGAGAAAAGGCAUGUGGCUGCUCUCUUCAAGUCAACAGAACUAGUCGUGACUGGGAUGACAGUGCAGAGGGAAUUUAGCAUUCUAUAUGCCCACAUAAGAGCAAAGAAUGAAACUAAAACAAGUAAAACAACUCUUGUUGCUAGUUUGGAGCACAAACACUUCAUAUGACCCAAGUGAGUCUUGGAGGCGUGGGUGAGUAGCUUGUCUGCUACUUUGACAGAACAUGCAAAAAAGAAAUGUAAAACUGAUGGGGUCUUUCUAUUUUAUAUAUAUAACAUAGCACGCUACGUUGUUAUUUGGCUCUGUUCGGCUGUGAACACAGAAAUGAAACAGUCUUUUCUCUUUCACUGUAGCAGCCUUCGUGGUUUUCAACAGGAUGUGGACGUGUUUGUGCUCUUAGUGGGCAGUCAGACUGAAAACGGCCCCAUGUUACACCAGGCAGGGCUCUGCAUUUGGGGGGGUGUGCAGUUUAAGGUACAGAUGACACAGAGAUUUACACUGCAAGAAGACCAGUUGGAGGGAAAGAUAAAUGCAUUUAAAAUCUGUGUAACUAAAUUCUGAGCUAAUGACUCAGAGAAGCUAAGAGGCUGCCUCUGCUGUGUGUGUGUGUGGAUGCAUAUUCCUGUAGCUUUAGCUUGAUGUCUUCAUUAUUGUACAGUGGGAGGAAGUGGAGACUCGUGUUGUCAAUUUUAUAUAUAUUUUAUAUGUUUUGUAUGCAAAUGUUUUCGACCCACAAAAUGCCGGUUUUCAGAAAUUACCGGCUGUGUUCUUACAUCCAUGUGACUGGUCAACAUAGCAUCAUUUGUGUAUUUCACCAGUGUUCAUAUAAUAUAUAUAUACAUAUUGGACUCUUUAAUCUUAAGGCGGUAUGUGUGAAAAUAGUUCCUUGGGCUAUGGCUAUUGGGUUAUGAUCCAUUUCUUCCAACCACAGUGUUAAAAGAUAUUUAGAUAUUUCAAGAUUUAUCAAACUGACUUUCAGCACCAAGGGUAGCUCCAUGUUCAGGGUGGGUUAGUCACUGUGAAUUUCUGUGGUGCUGCAAUGCAUGCAUUUGACUUCUUUUUCAAAAUCUGUGUAGCAACAAGUCAUGUCAGCUAUAGUGUUUUCAGAAGGUUUAUCUUGGGUAAUGAGGAGACAAAAUGGCUGAUCAUAGCAGGACAAAAUACAGUGUCCGUUACAGCUUGAAAUAAGCUUUAUAUCAUUAUAAACAAUGAUCUGAUAUUUUCCAUUUGUCGCCAAUGUUAGUGUUCUCAAAAACCAAACUUGACAGAGCAGGCAGCAGUGAACAUAUGAUCCCGUUCCCUUAACAGGUCAUAUACAGUCAGUUCAGGUUGGUCAGUCAAAUACAGUCUUGGCCAUAAGAGUGGAGAAAGUUUCCAGAUUCUUUUCAUUAAACACCGAAAUUCAAGCACGAUAACAUUUGUUCUUGUGGAAAGUAGGUGAGUAGCUUUAAUCACUCCAGUAUUUAUGUUUUAAUGUAACACCACUCCUCAUGUUUCUAAUGUGUAAUGACAAUGCUGAAUCAGCCACAUAACCUAAAAAUAAAUGGGGACUUGCUUUGUGUCUCUUUCCCCUUCAGCUCAGACAGCUGCUCUUACACUGUCCUCAUUUGCUUGCCAAGAAAAUAGUUUUGGAUCAAUUAAAACUAGAGACAACUGGACUCUACAGUGUUUUUAUAAAAGUGACGUUCCUGCAGUAUUACUGGUAUAAACAAAUCCUGAGACAGAAACAAAGGCUGAUCUCAAACUUGAACACCAUUGAUACAAAUGGCACUUUUUGUGAUGAAUUCAAAAACAAUCCAUGCUUCACACUGGAAAUUAAAAAUGGCAGAAACUUGUCAUUUAUAGACAAUAUAUAUUUCAGAGAGCAUGACUGUCAGUGUGAAAGAUUUAAAUUUGAAGACGCUUGUGAUGGUCCAUCAGUUAGCAUCCGACCAGGAGGCUCUGUGACUCUAAGGAAAUCCAACACACAAACACACUCCUGAGUCUACAGUUUGACAAUGAAGAGCCUGAAUAUUUCUCAUGCUUGGACCUGCUACUGUGCUGCUGCCUCAUAUGGAGACAUGGUGUUUGGAAAAGAAACCAAACUGGACUUUGAGUGUAGGUAACUUUUCUUGCCGAGG
Molecule: messenger RNA, 4789 nt
Organism: Scatophagus argus
Lineage: Eukaryota; Metazoa; Chordata; Actinopteri; Scatophagidae
Exons: 4
Coding region: 785-1828 (347 amino acids)
Biological process (GO): response to bacterium
Source: RefSeq, a predicted model, not a curated record